AUGGGUAACUGGCAAAGUACAAAGAGAUCAUGGAUCAGAUUUAAAAGAAAAUCAUCUAAACCUUCUGAUGAAAAAUAUAAUAAUUCAUCAAUACCAGAAAUGACAACAUCUUCAACGAUAGAACAUUCAUAUCGUCAUAAUAACGCAACAUAUUAUUAUAUAGAUGGAAGAAGAUAUUUAGAUAAUUCAUCAUAUUCAUUACCUAACGAUGAUGAAGAAAUUGAUAGAUUACAAAUGCAGCAUUAUUUAGCAAGAUAUGUUUUACAAGCUAAUUAUUGCGCACCUGUUAAUAAUAAAUUAAAGAGUGGAGCAAAGGUUUUAGAUGUUGGAUGUGGACCAGGAACAUUUACCUUAGAAAUGGCAUAUGAUUAUCCAAAUUCACAUUUUAUAGGAAUUGAUAUAAAUCCAAUGUUUCCAAAAGAAAUUAAACCAAGAAAUGUUGACUUUGAAGAAGCGGAUGUUUUAGAAGAUUUACCUUUUGCUGAUGAAUCAUUUGAUUUUAUAGUAAUAAGAAAUAUGGUAACUUCGCUCACAUUACAUGAUUGGGAACAUAGAAUAUGGAAAGAAUUGAUUAGAGUACUUAAACCUGGUGGUUAUAUUGAGAGUACGGAAUUUGAAAUUCCGGCACUAAAUAGAGGUCCAGUAACAUAUAGAAUGAGUGAAGCAUGGAUCACAGUAAUGAAAACGAAAAGUAUUGAUUUAACAAUAGCAACACAAUUAGAAGAAAUAUAUAAAUCCACUAUACUGAAAAAAAUUGAACAUAAAUCAAAAAUGGUUCCAGUUGGUUCUUGGGGAGAUCGUAUUGGUAAAAUUAUGGCUGACGAUUUUGUAAUGUUAGCGAAAGCGAUGUGCCCAGUUGUAAGACCUGCUUGGGGUUUAACUCAUGAACAAUAUAAUGAAUGUGUUGAAAGAUUUGUAGAAGAAUUUAAUAUAUACAAAACUUACUGUAAUAUUCAUGUAGUAUUUGGACAGAAAUAG
This is a messenger RNA of Dentiscutata heterogama, 978 nucleotides long. The record is from the annotation of a GenBank genome assembly. Lineage: Eukaryota; Fungi; Glomeromycota; Glomeromycetes; Diversisporales; Gigasporaceae.